GCAAAUCUCCCUUUCUCCUCUGCGCCUUCCCGGUACUCGGUUUCUGUGCUCGCACGUUUCAGGCUUUCAGCCAGUUCGAACAGUUGCCAUUUUCCUCGUGUUUUCCUGUCUCGGCUCGUCCCCAACUUUUCCGCCGGCGUCCGAGGGUCCGAGCCAGAUCUGCGGCGAGCAGGGGCAGGGGACGAGCGACGAUGGUGGACGUGAACUGGGAGCUGCAGGGCUGCUGCCGCCACAACCAGGUGGUCUUCAUCGCCGCCAUAGGCGUCUCCACCGUCGUCAUCCUCGCCCUGUGGAGGACUUUCCUGCUCACGCCCUUCAAGCUCAUCACCGUCUUCCUCCACGAGACCAGCCAUGCCCUCGCCUGCAAGCUUACCUGCGGAGAUGUUGAGGGCAUGCAGGUCCAUGCUAAUGAGGGUGGAGUUACGCAAACUCGUGGUGGCAUAUAUUGGAUAAUCUUACCUGCUGGAUAUCUGGGUUCAUCAUUUUGGGGAAUGGUAUUCAUACUUUCAUCCACGCAUCUUCUCGCCACAAGAAUUGCAGCAGGGUGCUUCAUACUGGCAUUAAUUAUCGUUCUCUUUGUUGCUAAAAAUUGGUUUCUACGCUGGCUAUGCAUAGGUUUCAUUGUAUUCAUUGGUGUUGUUUGGGUUAUACAAGAAUUUACAACUUUCCGUGUUCUGAAGUAUGUGAUUUUAUUCAUAGGUGUCAUGAAUAGCUUAUUCUCGGUUUACGAUAUUUAUGAUGACACUAUAUCCCGAAGAGUUAAUUCAAGUGAUGCUGAGAAAUUUGCUGAAAUCUGUCCUUGCCCUUGCAAUGGUGUUGGAUGGGGCGUCAUAUGGGGCUUCAUCUCAUUUAUCUUUCUCUGUGCGUCGAUAUAUCUUGGACUGGUUAUAUUGUCUUGAGGCGGGGCUUCUUUGGUACCAUUGCUCCAGACAUUGGUUCCAGCUUGUAUUGAUCUCGGGGGUUGUACAAAGUUCAUACAGAGGGGAAUCAGUUUAUGCGAUAUGGUUGAUUGGAUAGGGGCCUAUUCAUGCGAUUUUUCAAUUUAUUGCUCAUGUAGAUGGCAUUUUGUUAUUACCUGUAUUUACAGCCGAUAGCUUAUGCUCUAGGUACUGCUCCUUUUUCUUGAAUCAUUAUUUAUUGACCGAUUGAAACCAUUGAAGAAUGCAGUCCUAUAGACAUUGUACUUGGUAGCAUUUCGUUUCGCAGUUUUGUCAAAAAUGAUUGAUGUGCCGAUGGGUACCGAACUACCGAUUGUUGUUGCCUU
Messenger RNA from Brachypodium distachyon (stiff brome), 1264 nucleotides. RefSeq lists its product as uncharacterized. The transcript is spliced from 10 exons. Bases 192 to 899 code for a protein of 235 amino acids. NCBI's taxonomy places the organism in Eukaryota, Viridiplantae, Streptophyta, Magnoliopsida, Poales, Poaceae. The record is from RefSeq and is a predicted model, not a curated record.